Brassica napus (rape) is the source of this 1013-nucleotide messenger RNA. Its product is annotated as ribosomal protein S14, mitochondrial-like. Bases 131 to 712 code for a protein of 193 amino acids. Lineage: Eukaryota; Viridiplantae; Streptophyta; Magnoliopsida; Brassicales; Brassicaceae. Gene Ontology annotation, molecular function: structural constituent of ribosome. Gene Ontology annotation, biological process: translation. The record is from RefSeq and is a predicted model, not a curated record. Gene Ontology annotation, cellular component: ribosome; small ribosomal subunit. The transcript is spliced from 2 exons.
UAACUCGAAAUAGAAUUAUCAAUCAGUCUUAAAAAAAAAAACACAGAGGGAAAGUUGCUACUAGUGGAUUUUGAAUUAGCAACAUUUUUCUUCAAACCAAAAAAGAAAGGCUUUUAUAAUUCAGAAUAACAUGCCCAACCGAGCCCAAAUUAAACAGGCCCAUAACCAUAGAAGAAGCAGCUUUGAAUCGAUUCGAGGAACUCAAACCCUAAUCCAAUCCCGCGACGGCAAUCUCCCGAAACCAAUGGCCAACCUCCGAGGAGUCCUAACCAACGUAUCUUCCUACUGUCAACGUUCCUUCUCUCAAUCGGCUCUGCUAUGGCGAUCCGCGGUCAAACCUCCGAACAACCUCGCUCAAAUCCAAUCCAGACAAAUCUCUACAUCUCUCGCGAAACACAGUGGUACGGAGCAAGGCGUGAAGCGAAACAGUGCAGAUCACAGACGCAGAUUGCUCGCGGCGAGAUUCGAGCUGAGAAGGAAGCUCUACAAAGCGUUUUGCAAGGAUCCGGAGCUUCCUAGCGAAAUGAGAGAGAAGAAUCGUUAUAAGCUGUCGAAACUGCCGAGGAACAGUGCGUUUACGAGGAUAAGGAAUCGAUGUGUGUUCACUGGUCGGUCUAGGUCCGUGACGGAGCUGUUUCGGAUGUCUAGGAUCUGUUUCCGUGGGUUGGCGAAUAAAGGGGAGUUGGUGGGUAUAAAGAAGUCGUCUUGGUAAGGGGGCUUUGCAAGGAAUGUGACCGAACCACAAAGAAUCUAACAAAACUUAGUUUUGCUUAUGACACAAGUGAUACUUCCCUUUUAUGAUCUCGUUCAGGAUUAUGGAAGUUAUUCUAGCGAUUCUCGUUGAAUAAGAUUUAACACUUGUCAAAUAUUGUUCUUUUUAUUAUCUCGUUUUAGGAUUGUGAAGUUAUUUUGUUGCAAUUUUUUUUUGUUGUUGUUGAAUUGACUAUAGUAUGUAAAAACAAAGGCAUAAGGUUUGAUGCAUUGCCUAAGUAAAAGGUGAAUUUAAGUAGUAA